Molecule: messenger RNA, 8661 nt
Organism: Loxodonta africana (African savanna elephant)
Lineage: Eukaryota; Metazoa; Chordata; Mammalia; Proboscidea; Elephantidae
Product: granulocyte-macrophage colony-stimulating factor receptor subunit alpha-like
Exons: 12
Coding region: 550-1959 (469 amino acids)
Biological process (GO): cytokine-mediated signaling pathway
Cellular component (GO): external side of plasma membrane; membrane
Molecular function (GO): cytokine receptor activity; protein binding
Source: RefSeq, a predicted model, not a curated record
CUGUCCUUACCUGAUCACCAAAAGGCUGGAGGUUUGAGUUCAACCAGCAGAGCCUAGGAAGAAAGAUCUGACAACCUACUUCCAAAAAAAUCUACCACUGAAAAUCCUAUGGAGCACAGUUCUACUCGGACACACGUGGGGUGGCCACGAGUGGGAUCGACUAGAUGGCAACCAGAUUUGGUUUAGAGAGUAGGUGGGAGAGUGACAGAGACAUCCUGCUGCUUAAAGAGGAAGUUGAGGAUUUCGCCAGAAGAUAGAGGAGCGACCAGCCGGAGAGGGACAGCUCGUGGGUGAAAACACUUCCUGUGAGCUGAGAUGAUAACACUGUCUGGGCCACAUGUGGAGAAGGAAGAGGCACUUGAUAAAAUUAUGUUUCUGCAAGUGCUGACCCAGGGCAGGAUGCUUUCAGAAAGGAGAAGACAUUUUCAGUAAGACAAUUUCCAUUGCUCAGCCCCCACCAGUCAGCUGGACAGCGCCCUGGAGCAACACCAGUCCCUGGAGGUAAAGCGCCGCAGAAGUAGCCCCCAAGUCCCCGGUUUGGGCUGCAGCAUGGUGACCCCCCUGGACCUCGUGUGGUUCUGGGUGUUUCUAACCCGAGCGUGCUGCCAACCAGAGCGCUACCAGGAACAUCUCUUGUCGGCUAUACCUGUAACAUCACCUGGGGGCCCGGCUCUCACUCAACGUCCGUUUUUGAACAUCUCGGCAGAGAAAACCGUCUCUCCUAUCAUAAACGUGGACCUAGAUCCAAGGAAGAAAAUGUUGAGGUGGAACUGCAGGGGAAAUGUGACUGAGGAGAGGUGCGAAAUAAAAACCCCUCUGGAAAGUUUCCUCAUCCCGAGUGCGCAGGUCCAGGAAGAUGGCACUCACUAUUGCAUGUUUCCAAACGCGGUGUUGCAUCAAGGCGCCCUCCUGAGCGUGGCUGUCACUUCUGACGGGGACACAUUUCAGGAGGUCCUGACCUUCAAUAACUCAGGCAAGGACGGCUCCGGCGCCGUAAACUUCUCCUGUGUCAUCUACAACAUCCGCUUCAUGAACUGCAGCUGGGCGCCCGGCCCCGCAGCGCCCGCCGACGUCCAGUACCGCCUGGAAGUCUGGACCUCUUUGUUGGAGGACGGGGCCGAAUGUCCCCAGUACAUCAGGGACUUGGCCGGCACACACGUGGGCUGUCAUUUCAACAUACUCCCUGAGCCCAAGCACCCACAGUACAUCUUCUUACUGAACGGAACCAGCAAGGAGACGGCAAUCCCGUUCUUGGAUUUCGAUCCCUUUGAAGCCUUUAAGAUGGAAAAGUAUAACCCACCAUCAAACAUCACGAGUCACUACAACGGAUCGAAUUAUAUUAUUCAGUGGGAAAACCCGCAGAGGAGAUUUGAGUUUGCAAGUCAUAUCUUAGAUUAUCAACUCGACAUCCAAAAAAAGGGCAGCUCCCGGGACCCCGUAAGUAUUUUCUCCUUUCUCCGCGACACCCCUUUACCACCAUGUAGGCUUGCUCAGCAGCGAGGUCCUAACUGUGAGCUGUCAUCGGGCGCCUUGCUGAGAACACGUCUACCUGGCACCGUCCCCGACCCAACGCACCUUAUUGUCCGAGAAGGACAGGACAGAAACGUGUACCUGCUGCCAAGCUCUGAGGCCUACGGAGAGCGCAGCCUGCGGAUCAGGGUGCGUCACAGGCGAAGUGACAUUUGGAGUGAUUGGAGCGAGACUCUGCAUUUCAGCCUCCAGAAGCAAAGCUGUGGCAAUGUGGCCGUGAUCCUGCCGGUGGUAGGGGUGGCCGCCGCCACACUCACCGUGCUACUGAUGGUAAUCUUCAGAAGGUCCUCCCUGAGGCAAAAGCUAUUCCUGCCCAUCCCACAGGUGAAGAGCUUCCUCACUCCAAACGCUGAGAUCACCUGGGAAGGGGACCACCUGCCUCCAGACACCGAGGAGCCCGAAUUCCUCAUCGUGGAAGAGAUGGAAUAAUUUGCAAACGAACAAGUAGAAUGUGUGGGGCCAGCACCACGCCACUGCCCAAAAUCUCAUUCUACGUGCUGUCUACUUGGUCGACUUUCAAAGCUGGGCUGUUUGUGACGUUUUCUGACUCGUCUGGCAACACCACCAUCAAAACCUCCCCAACUGUGCGUUCGUCUGCAUGGUCAACCCAUUGCCGUCCAGUCGAUUCCGACUCAUGAUGACCCCAUGUGUUAGGGAGUAGAGCUUAGCUUCAUAGGGUUUUCUUGGCUGUAAUCUUUAUCAAAGGAACCCUGGUGAUGCAGCGGCUAAGUGCUGAGCUGCUAACAAAAAGGUCAGCGGUUCAAACCCCCCAGCAGCUCUGCAGGAGAAAGACCAGGCGAUCUGCUCCUGUAAAGAUUACGGCCUAAGAAAUCCUACGCGGCAGUUCUGCUCCAUCACAUGGGAUCACUAGGAGUCAGAAUCGACUCGCUAUCACCCAACAAGAACAAUUUUUAUCAAAACAGAUUGCCAGGCCUUUCUUUCAUGGUGCUGCUGGUUGGGUUCAAACUGCCAUCCAUUAGUAGCUGACUGCAAACCUUGCAGAUGCCACAAAACUAAACCAGUACUGUCUUUCAAGUGCAAAGUCCCCUGUGUUCCCCCACUCAGAGAAACACAGUCUUUAACUCCCAAGGCCGCAGUGUACAGCAGGCAAGCGGAUCCUGGAAUGAGCCCCAUCCACUGUACCUGGGUGGACAUGGCUAGUCUCUUGGACCAAGAAACUCACCCAGUGAGAUGGACCAAAGCAUUCACAACAGACCACACUGACCCGGCAUCUCACUCCUAUACUCAGAAAAUAAUCACAAAUGGGGGUGAGUUUACCUCCUGGGGCCACCCAUAGCACAGUACCACAAACCAAAAACCCCCUCCAAAAAAAGACAAACACUCCCAUGGAGUCGAUUUUGACUCAUAGCGACCCUAUAGUGGAUUUUGACUCCUAGCGACCCUACAGGACAGAGUAGAAUUGCCCCAAAGGGUUCCCAAGGAAUGGCUGGUGGAUUCAAACCGCUGACCUUUUUGGUUAGCGUCCAAGCUCCUAACCACUGUGCCGCCAGGACUCCAUACCAGAAACCGGGGGCGUAAAAUAGCAGAAAUACAUUCUUGCACAGCUCUAGGGGUCAGAAGUCUGACUGGAGGCUCCAGGGGAGGAUACUUCCUCAUCUCUCCCAGCUUCUGGUGGCCCCAGGCGCUCCUGGGUCUGUGGCCGCAUCACUCCAAUCUCUGCCGCCACCUUCACGUGGCCGUCUCCCCUCUGUCUCCCUGUCUCUGUGUCUCCUUUAGAAGGAGUCACUCAUAUCGGGUCACUGUGUGUAAGAAUCGACUCUACUGGUUCCGGUUUUCAUGUAAGGUUAGGACUCGCUCUACCCUGUGUGACCCCGUUACCUUAGCUAGUUACAUCUGCAAAAACUAUUACCAAAGAAGGUCGUCUUCACAGGUACAGGGGUUAGGACUUCAACACAUCUUUUUGAGGGACACAUCUCAACCCAUAACAGGGGACGAGGGUGUUACUAGAAUGAUUUGCGCUGCUUUACCUAAAACGGCACAGAUUGGUAAAGAACCUAGAUCUCAGGCUAGCAGGAAAUGAUCAAAAAAAAAAAAAAAGUUGCCGCUGAGUUAACCCCGACUCAUUGGCGCCCCUAUGCAUGUCAGAGCAGAGCUGUGCUCCACCAUGUUCUCAGUGGCUGGUUUUUCGGAAGUAGGUCACCAGGCCUUUCUUUCGACGCACCUCAGGGUGAUCUUGAACCUCCAGCCUUUCAGCCUAGCAGCCGAGCGUGUUAACCGUGUGUGCCACCCAGGGACUCCAAGUAGAUGACAGUCCAUCCCAACAGUGUACUACUAUGCAGGUACCAAGUAUCAACAUAAUUGAAUAUUCAAUCAAUUAGUUCUAGAGCAGCCCGGAUGUGGAUCCCUCUUGCUGAACACGUGUGCAUUAGAAGUUCUUGAAGGGUGCACCCCAAACCAUGAACAAGGCAAUCGCCAGUGGGUGGGUACAGAAGAAACGAACAGUGUUUCCUAACGAGUACGUUUCGGCAUUAUUGAAGUCUAUUACUUUAUUCCUUUUGUAACUACCGUUUAUUUUUUAAGUUGUUAUUAUAUCCAACAAAAACAUUCGACUCUUGAACACUGUCCCCAAGUACAAUUCGGUGGCGCCGUGGUCCUCAUGAGUUCAACCAUCACCGUUACCCAUUCCCAAAGUUUCCCGUCACCCUUAACAGAAGGUCAGUGUCCCCUGAGCAACGACAUCUUUUUCCCUGGCCCGCCCCCCGCCUGUCCAUAGAAACCACUAAUAAACUUUGUUCUCCUACGUAAACUUGCCUCUUCUAGAUAUUUCUUUAUAAUGACUUUUGCACGUGCCCUGGUGGCACAACGGUGAAGCACUCGGCUGCUAACCGUAAGGUCAGCGUUUCGCAACCACCAGAGGCUCUGCAGGAGAGAAGACCUGGCGACCUGCUCCCGUAAAGGUUACAGCGUAGAGAACCCCAUGGGGCAGUUCUACUCUGUCACAUGGGGGCGCUGUGAGUCAGACUCGCCUCCGCGGCACCCGGCAACAACAACAACGAUGUAGCAUGUGAAACUGAAGUAGCGCGUGUCAGGACUUCACUUCUCUUUAUGGCUGCGUAGUAUUCCAUCGUGGGGAUGGACCACGUUGUGUUUAUCCACUCACCUGCUGAUGGACAUUUCCAUUAUCUCCAUUUCUCUCCCUCUUUAAGGUAGAGCUUCUGAGGUGGGGCCAAGACGGCGGAAUGGACAGCCGCUUCAGGUGAGCCCUCUUUACAACAAAGACCCGAAAAACAAGUGAAAUGAGUAUAUUUGUGACCAGCUGGGAGCCCUGAGCGCCAAAGGCAAGCUCAGACAAUGAACUGAGGGGCAGGGGGAGGAAGAGGCCGUUCAGAAGCGGAGAGGAGUUGCCGGACCUGAAUCGCAGGGAGCCCUCAGGCCCCAUUCCUGGAGUGGCAGCAGCAGGCUGGUCCUAGCGCUGGGCUGCAGAUUCCUCAGGGAGAAGCAGCAGCCCCACAGCCUGCUCACACCUCCGGAACCUGAGGAGAAGGGCGCUCUCGGCAAAAGCUAAGUAACUGCAUAUAUUUUACCACGCCCCCCCCACCCCCAAGCCAGCUUCAGCAGCUGAAUCCCCUGGCCUGAGAUAGACCCUGGUGAGCACCUGGAGCCGUCCUCCCGGCCUUGGGGAAGAAAAAAAUUUCCAACGGGGGGGAAAAGAUAAUUUGCCAGCUCCAUUAACUGGGGGAGCUCAGGACAGAAGCAGUCCCUGUCUAGGCAUAAACCGUCUGUGGACCUUGAGCACCUUUCCCUUCUGCAUGGACCUGUGUGGGCCUAUUUCGGGAGAAUAGGCCCUUGUUGGCAAACUCCAGCCAUUUCAGCCGUGCAGUGGAGAGGUGGGUGUUUGACGUUUGACAUUGCCUUGCCUAUUAAACAAGGUCCUCGCCUACCCACAACAGGGACCUAAGGACUGGUGGCUCCACUUGGGUCACCCAGCCACCCGCGACGGGGUCCAAAGAUAACUGGUACCUCCCAGUCCUUACAACCAAAAACUUUGGGUGCUCAUGGUCCCUCUUGCAGAACCCACCCCCCAGCACAGUCUAGGGAACAGAGAGGCGUUUUCCUCAGGGACACUUUGGGGUCAGUUCUCAGCCCCCUGCCUUGUUCUACUGUGAUUUUUAAAAGCAUUUAUUAAAUGUUUGGGUUAGAUUCCGAGCAUUUAGAAAGGAAAUCGAUUUCCCCAAGCCAUGCCUCAUUUCUAGAUAUCCUGAAAGAAAGCAAAAACAGCGGGAGGCAGUAAGACAGAUACUGGCAAGGAGGUCUCAGCUCGGAUUAGAGCUGCCAGCUCCUCCGAGGACAAGAACGGGUUGGAACGGUGAAGAGACACGGAUUUCACAAGAAGCAGCAGCUGCUGAUCAGGGGUUUUCCUUUGAAGCUGGCAUCUGGUUGGGGCAGGGUGAUAAAGAGAAGCCCCGGCCACAUCUUUCAAAGUGCUGCCCUUGGGCCAAGGAGGCUUGUCAAACACGACGACAUUCCCGAAGUGCGGGAGCCCUUGAUACUGCUGAGGCUGUGACCCCAGAUACAUCGUGUCGCAAGGCUGAAGGCCAGCCGGCCAGGCACUGCCUGUGAUAAGGGGAAGUGGCAGAGAUGAGAUGACAGGGUGCCCGCGGCGAGGUUUCACAAUCCUCCCUCUGAGAGCAAAGGAUACGUGUCUUUUUGCAACACCAGCUCCGGCUCCGUGGACAAGCAUAGACCCGGGAGCCUCUGGUUUACUCGAGUGAACAUAAUCCAAGGCCAUGGCGGUUGUUGGAAGUUUCCGAAUGGAGGGCUCGUUGGUGUGCAGGGUGGGUUGGGGACCCUCAUGAUAGCCGAGUCCCUGAUUUUAGGAACUGGGAUAAGGGUCCCAGGGAAGGUCCCUAAAGGGCAGAACGAGAGCACAAGGGGCUGAGUGAGGAUCAGAGAAGGAAAAGGAAGCAUAGUGAUUUUGUGGGUGUCCUGGGUCAGCAGUAACAAAGUGUUGCACACCGGGGGGCUGAAGGCCACAAGAAUUUGUUGUGUCCUCUCAAUUCUGGAGACCCGAAGUCCGCAAUCAAGGGCUACGCUCCCUCCGGAGGCCCUAGGAGAGAAUUCUUCCUUGCCUCUUCCAGCGUCUGGUCGCUCCAAGGGCUCUUGGCUUGUGGCCACAUCUCUCCAAUCUCUGCUCCGCCUUCACACAGGUGUUUUCCUCUGUGUCUCCGUGUGUGUCUCCUCUCUCUUAUAAGGACUCUCAUCACUGGAUAAAGGCCCACCCUCAUACAGGAAGAUCUCAUUCCAAGACCCCUAUCUCUAUUCCAACAGCAAUGACCCUGUUUGCAGAUAAGCUUGCAUUCUUAGGUUCCCAGUGGACGUGAAUUUGGGAGGGCACCAUCCAAUCCACUAAAAACACAACAAAACCAGCUACCAUUGAAUCAAGUGCUAUUCACGGUUAUCCAUGUGUGUCAGAGGAGAAUGGGGCUCCAGAGGAGAACGGGGCUCCACAGGGGUUUCAGUAGCUAGUUCUUCAGGAGCAGAUUGCCAGACCUUUCUUUCAAGGCACUUCCGGGUGGACUUGAACCUCUAACCUUUCUGUUAGCAGCUGAGCCGUUAACCACUUGCACCACCCAGGAGCUCCUGUGGGUUGAGUGGAGUCGAAGUCCUAAAAGACAUGUUGAAGUCCUAACCCCUGGAACCUGUGAAUGUGACCUCAUUUGGAAAUGGGGUCUUUGAUGGUGUCAUCAGUUAGCAUGAGAUCAUACUGGAGCAGGGUGGGUCCUGAUCCCAUCUGAGUGGUAUUGUUACAAAAGAGAAGAGACGCAGAGCGGAGACGGCCGUGUGAAGACGGAGCAGAGAUUGGAGUGAGGUGGCCACAAGCCCAGGAAUGCCUGGGGCCACCAGAAGCUGGAAGAGAUGAGGGAGGUCCUCCCCUAGAGCCUCUGGAGGGGACAUGGAUCUCCUCACACCUUGAUUUCAGAUUUCUGAUCUCCAGAACUAUGGGAGAGUAAAUGUCUGUUGUUUUAAGCCACCUAGCAUGUGGUCUUUUAUUCUAGCCAUCCCAGAACACUUGCAUGCUGUGCGUUUUUAGAUUCCCUGAUUGUUAAUCAAAUGAAGAGCUAUGGUGAGCUACAGCUGCUAACCCAAAGGCCGGCAGUUUGAAUCCACCAGGCACUCCUUGGAAACUCUAUGGAGCAGUUCUAAUCCAUCCUGUGUGGUCGCCAUGAGUCAGAAUUGACUCAAUGUCAACAGUUCUGUUUUUUUUUUUUUUUUUAAUCCUGUGGGAAUAGAAGCCCUGGUUGGACAGUGGUUAAUUAAUUGCUCGGCUGCUAACCGGAAAGUCAGGCAUUCAAACCCACCAGCUGUUCACACAGGAGAAAACCCUGACAUUCUGCCUCCAUAAAGAUCACAGCCUAGGAAACCCGAUGGGGCAGUUCUACUCUGCCCCACAGGGUCGCUGUUGCUGUUGUUGUUAGGUGCCAUCAAGUCAGCUCCAACUCAUGGGGAUCUCACAGAAAACAGAAGGAAACCCCGCCUGGUCCCGUGCCAUCCUCAUAGUCGUCGUUAUGCUGGAGCCCAUUGUUGCAGCCACUGUGUAAGUCCAUCUCAUUGAGGGUCUCCCUCUUUUCUACUGAUCUUGUACCAGGAGUUGGAAUUGAUUAGACAGCAAAAACUUGGAUCCUGGAGGAGGAUCUAAGGGCGCAGAGGACGGACCCAUCCCCUAGGGGUCUUUCAUCUCAGGAGGGGGCAGGUCAGCCAGGGUAGAUGCUGAUGGUGUCAGGUGUGGUAUCAGGUGCUGGCCUGCGUGGAGAAGGCAGCAGGGAGGGGAUGAGACUGGGCUGGAACUGGGGGAUGACGACAAGAAUGAGGCAAAGGUGGGGGAACUACUGAAUGUGGGCAAGGGUGUCAGGGGAAGGCUUCGUCUCAGCAAAGGGUACAGGAAAUAACAGGUGUCAGUCUGUCAGUCUGUCUUACUGUGCUGGCUUGUGUGUUGCCGUGAUGCUGGAAGCUAGGCCACUGGUAUUCCAAAUACCAGCAGGGUCACCCAUGGUGGACAGGUUUCAGCUGAGCUUCCAGACUAAGACAGACUAGGAAGAAAGGCCUGGCAAUCUACUUACGAAAAUCACCCAAUGAAAACCCCAUGGAUCCCAACAGAACACGUCCGAUAUA